ACGACGAACACUGCUUUCUUCUCUUCACGACCGCCUCCGAAAGGAUCCUCCUAUUUGCUCCCUUGGUCAGUUGAUCAUACGAGCAGCCAUUUGUUGCUCUUGCAAAGUUGCAUAUCUGUCAAGAAUUGAGUAGCCCGCAGAGAGGGACUCUAGCAGAGAGACCGGAGAAGGACAGAGAGUCAAGCCAAUUCGAACCCUGGUUCUGGCCAAGAGAAUCACAGCUAUGCCUCAUGCACUCACAAUGCCAGCCCCUGGCUUUCAGGCCCUUAUUCUGUGCGGCCCUGGAUCAUCGUUUCCCACCUUUACCACCAAUCCAGAUGAGAAUCCCAAGGCCCUCAUCCCCAUUGCGAACCGGCCGAUGGUCUGGUACCCCAUAGACUUCUGCUAUCGUAUGGGCGUUACAAAUAUUACCCUUAUUGCCCCGCCCUCAUCUGCCCCGGCGAUCGAGGCGGCAAUGAAUACCAAUCCCCACCUUACUGGACUUCCUCUUCCGAAACCCAAUAUCUUGGCGCCUAAAGAUCUCGACCAGAACACAGGUACCGCUCAAAUCUUCCGCUUACCAGAAGUUCGCGCUGCCAUCAACGGGGACUUCAUUGUCCUCCCUUGUGAUCUCGUGUGUGAACUUGGUGGUGAGUCCUUGAUCGAAUCAUGGAUGGUUAAGGAAGCUGGCCUUGGUGGGGCAGAUGCAGGUGGUCGCAGUCCAAAGACGGCCCUUGAUAGUCCCAGAGGGGGUCGAAAAGGUGGUCUUGGAGUUUGGUAUGAAACCAAGGGCGAGACCAUUGUCAAGGGCGAGGAAACCGACUUCAUCGCUACAUCGCCAUUAGAAACUCUCUCAGUCCCACCGCCGAAGAGUUCAUUGCUGUCACAUGUGUCAAGGCUAGUCUACUCUGUGCCAACUGACACCCUUAACGAUAUCACCGAGGAGAAGAAGACGCUACCUAUUCGACACAGCCUCGUCCGUGCCCACUCUCGGAUACGAAUGCUGAGCUCGCACCGUGAUGCACAUAUUUAUAUCUUUCCAGCCUGGGUCCUCGACAUGAUAAAUUUGAACGAGCACUUUGACAGCAUUGGCGAGGAUGUAAUUGGGUGGUGGGCCAAGGCCGGAUGGCAAGAUGGUCUAGGCGAUAAACUAGGACUUAGGGAGGUCUUUCGGAACCCUGACUCUGCCGCCAAGGACGACAAUCUCUUGCAAGAUGCACCUACAGACGACGUUGACUUCGCGAGCCUAAGCACGACUAGGACAUCGAAGCUUCAAGCGCCAGAAGCUUCCGACCAGCUCGUCAUCCCACCGAUACUGGCCUACAUCCACCCUUCCAAACCCACCCCUAAGACCCCCACUGUCCCCCUCAUCCGUCGAGUUGACACGGCGCCUCUACUCCUCUCCAUCUCCCUGCAGCUGGCGAAACUCGACUCAAUCGAGAACCUUGGCCGAGAGGCCUCUUCCCCCUUCGCGCACCAAUCCAAGGUCGCCUAUCCAGAAGGCAUCGCCUCCAAAACCACCGUCACGCGCCCUGACUGCUUGCUCGCCGAGAACGUCACCGUCGAGGAAAAAUGCUCGAUCAAGGAAUGCGUCAUCGGAGCGAACUGCCAGAUUAAAUCAGGAGCGAAGCUUACGAGAUGUGUGUUGAUGGACGGGGUGGUCGUGGGUAAGGGAUGCAAACUGACGGGAUGUAUCCUUGGAAAGCGGAGUGUGAUUGGGGAGGAUAGUAUCUUGGUUGAUUGUGAGGUGCAGGAGAACCUGCUGGUUGAGGCAAAGACGGAGGAUAAGAACAACAACCUGAUGAGUUCCGAAGGUAUGGAGGCUACCGAGGAGGAGAUCCAAGGCUCUUUCGCAGAAGACGGCAUGGCCUUGGAUACCGACGAGGGUGCGGGCUUGAGUUUGUCGGCGUGAGGUUCCGAAAUACGCAGGCCACCCUCUCCUACUCCACUGUUCAGGCAGGGAAUUACUUGGCUCUAUCCAAGAUCUACAGGCGAUCCACAGUCUCGGAUGAAGAGCGUGCAAUCCCGACCCAGCCGUUUGGAGACUGCGCCGAUGAUGUCAACAUAGUGCGAUCAAUACAUCUGAAAGCUUAUCUUGCUUCCGGGAGAUGGGGAGGCGGAUACCCAACACCAUAUCGAUUCGAGGAUACUGCUCUGCACAAUCUCGGAUCGAAGCCGGUGCCGGUGAACUGAGAGCAGGAUCCGGAUGUUAUAAUAUGAGGAGAUUGCAAGG
Molecule: messenger RNA, 2212 nt
Organism: Amorphotheca resinae ATCC 22711
Lineage: Eukaryota; Fungi; Ascomycota; Leotiomycetes; Helotiales; Amorphothecaceae
Exons: 3
Coding region: 242-1891 (549 amino acids)
Biological process (GO): cytoplasmic translational initiation
Cellular component (GO): guanyl-nucleotide exchange factor complex; eukaryotic translation initiation factor 2B complex
Molecular function (GO): translation initiation factor activity; guanyl-nucleotide exchange factor activity
Source: RefSeq, a predicted model, not a curated record